CAUUUACACUCAAAGUGUUCAGAUUAAUUUAAGAUUAACAAUGCUAAUACACAGGGAUCUUUCAAUUUGAGGAAACAGCAAAGUUUUGGCUUUUUAUUGUAUAUUUUUCACAAAAUGUAAAAAUAACAAUGGAAGACCUCUAAUCAUAGUAAAAAAUCACAUCCUUUUUUUUUUUUUUUUUUUUUUUUUAUAUAAAUGUUCUUUUAUGUUGUGUUGCCAAGCAAUCUUUAGAUAGAAUUCUAAGUAGAGUUCAGAAAGUGUGCAAGUGUGCUGCUAUGUGUUUGAAAGAUGUUUGUAGUGCUCAGUAUUCAAUUGGCAGAAAUUUGUCUAGUGUUUGUCUGGACUAGUUUGUCUCUAACAGGGUAUGGUAAACUCCAUCCUUUCCUCUUCCUCAGCUGCAUCGUGCUGCCUGGAUAGUACUCUGGCACUCUUACUGUAAUAGUUACUACAGAAAGACACAACAAAACCAACCAAUAACUAUUUAGGUAGUAAAACCCAAAGCUAGCACUUAGAUUUACUUGUUUGAGGGUUUUCAUAAAAGGGUCAUUUGCAGGCAAGAGAAUAAUCAAUAAUGAGGCUUUGAUUACAUCAUUGCAUAUUUGGCUGGAAAAAGCUGGCACUGAGUUGGAGUAUAAUAAGAGUCUGUUCUCUUUGGACUUUGGUGUUUUGUGUAUAUGGGAGGCGCUGGGAUCAUUUGUAAACAAUGCUCUCCUUGAUGCCAAGAGAGCUAGUGUGCUUUUGUAAGUGUUCAUCUCAUUUUCUGUGUUUCUGUCUCUCCUGUACUGGAGCCAUCCCUUCUUUCCUCCCAGCAUGCAUGCUUUCCGGUCGUCUUUCUGUCUCCUCUGCAUCAUUAAAGUGCGGGCACACUCUGCACAGACAUUUAGCCCUUGGCCACCUGCCCGCCUACAUGUGAGCCUCAUUUGGUGUGUUUAUCCUGUUUCCCAUUCAGCCAUUGAAGUGUUGUUUUCCUCUAAACUUGGGACCGCACCUCUGGUAUGCAGAGCUAUAAAUUCACACACCCACUGUACUUUUAAUAUUACAAGAAGACGGUAUACUAAAAAUCAGCCAGUAUGACAGGGAAAUGUGUGUGUGUUUCUGUGUUUGCAGUCCUCGCAGUGCAGCCUAUGCUCAGAGGCUGGCUUGCUUUUGUGCAUCUAUUCAGCUCGCUCUAUUGUGAGCAGCGGUGCUAAUUGCAGUCUGAAUGGUCUCGGCUAAAUGUUUUGUGACAGUUUGAAAGCAUGAAAGAAGAGAGGGGUGCACAAGAAAAGGAAUCUCUUUUUUUUUUGUUUUUUUUGUUUUUCCUCCCUCCUAAUGGCACAACGGAAUGCUCUUGGCUUUAACCUUCAACUCCCAUGCAACCCCUUUCCCCUCCCUCACGAGAGAGUCUCCUCUCCGAAUCAGGAAUAGAGGUAGAUAUAAAUAAAGCCCUGGUGAGGGAACAGAGAUCGGAUCCUGCUGAAGCCGUGUGGGACGAACGGGGCGGUCGCUCGCGUACUGAGCUGCAGCUCCUUGGCAGCAUUUCAAAUAUGAGCCUCAGAAGCCUCGCGAGCAGCAGACAUAUUGUAACAGGGAUGGCCAGUGCUCUGCACGCAGCCUAGCGCUUCUCUCAGGAUGGUCGGGCGACAUCUCUCUUCAGAGCUGCCCCCACAGAGUGCCCUGGCAGCCCAGUAUGAGAAUAUAUCCCUCAAUCGCAGUGCCACUACAGCCUCUACCAACAGCUGCAGCGGCUGGGAUCCACUGAUUAUUGACGAGCGCGAUACGGAGGCGUGGCCUUCCAUUUCAUGCAAAGAAAGCCACGCCCCUGCAGGAUGCCCCUUGGACACUGAAAGUAUCAGUGACAUCAGCAGCAUGAGCAUGGCCACAGGAGCUGGCCAGCAAGGCCAUUUCUCAGCCAAUCACCCCAGCAAAGCCAAUGCCAGCCACUCAGGAGGUCUGCUCUCUAGUGGGGCCAGCAGAGGCUGGGGCUCUGGCCCUUCUCCUGCCAGUGGAGGAGAAGGGAAGAAUGAAGUCUCCAGCACAUCAGUGGGAACCAGGGGUUGGGGCUCAUCCAACUUUAACUUGAACUUAAACCCCAACGCCAACCCCUCUGCCUGGCCAGUUUUGGGACAUGAAGGGACCGGCAUGGGUGGCGGCAGCUCUGGAGGAAACAACCCUCCUCCUCCUACUCUCUGUAGCCCACCGGGCACUUUGCCCAGCCAGGGCUCUAGCAGCAGUGGCAGUAUGGGUGGUGCCAAUGGAAAUUCUGCAGGUAAUGGUGGCAGUGGCAAUGGCAGCACCACAUGGGGUAGCAUUGUGCCCAGUGACUCCUCAGAGCCACACUCCACCCCAUCCACGAAUGUGUCUUUCAGCUCCGAACCUCAGAACCUUAACACUGAUGGACCAAAUCACACUAAGCAGGAGCCCAGAAGCCCAGGCCACAGCCUGCCUAACUGGGGGGUUGGCCCUGCAGGCAUGGGCUCGUUUGUUCAAACUCCAGGAGGAGCCUCGCAAGUCAAUGGAGAUGAGGAACCUGUUUGGGGUAAUGGAGAUACCAAGUCUGGUGGUGGCUCAAAAGACUCUGGUUGGGACUCAGGGAGCAGCUGGGGACAAGGUGGGGCCUCAGGCACUUCUGGCUGGGGACAAGCUGCCUCAACUGGGGACUGGGGUAAGCAUUCCAACAGUGAGGCAAAAGGAUGGGAUUCUUCAAGCUCUCCCACUCAAGAGCAGCAGCACAAUUCUUGGGUCCGUGGGGCCAAUGCUACAGCUAGUGAGGGAAGCAGUGACAGCAUGGAAUGCCGUCCUCGAAGGAGGGACCGCUCAUCAAGAGAUGAGGCUCCCCCUAUUCUGCCAGCCCAGGAUAUGGACCCUCGGGUUCUGUGCAACACAGGCUGGGGACAAACACCAGUGCGGCAGCACACAGCUUGGGAGACCGAAGAAGCUGCACGCUCCAACCGCAAGAAUGACAUUGGAACUGAUGCCUGGGGCUCAUCCUCAAAUGCAGCCAAUCUAGGACCAACACCAACUUCUGGCAGUGCCAACCCAAACUCAGGCACUACAUCCAGACCUGACUCUGGAGGCAAGAAUGAGGGCCCAUGCCCUAGUACUGGAGCUACAUCUGGAUGGGGCACAGCUAUGCCAUCACCCCAGGUUAGCUCUGGUUGGACUGAUUCAACCAGCAACAAGAAACCUUCCAAUGGUCCUGGAAGUUGGAGCAGUACCCCAGCCGGAGGCCCAGGUGGCAGCCUGCAGAAAAGUGGUCAGACUUGGGGUUCAGAGGAGAAGUCUCCUACCUGGGAAGACAGUCACGCUAAAGUCAAACCACAGGGCUGGGGUGAGGGGCCCAAACCAUCUCACGGAUGGGGUAAUGGACCUGGUGGAGAAAGUGGGUCUGGAGGAGAAUGGGGUGAACAUGGAGAUGGAAAGAAAAAUGGUCCCUCCAGCUCUACCUGGGAGGGAGAGGGUACCAGCUGGAACGAGGGCUCCAGGGGUUGGGCAAAGCCUACUUCAGGAGUAGGGGGAAACUGGGGAGAUGCACAACGACCCAGUGUGUCACAACAAGGAUGGAAUAAGCCUCAGGAGGGCACCAAUGGCAAUAGUGGCAGUGGAAGCAUGGGUUCUUGGGGAGGUCCUAGCUCUGUAAAGCAGAGUGGCUCUGGGUGGGGUGGAGGAAAUGGUGGAGGUGUUAAACCUGACCAUACUGGAGAGCCCACUGGAUGGGAGGAGCCCUCUCCACCCUCCGUCCGUCGUAAGAUGGAGAUCGAUGACGGUACCUCAGCUUGGGGUGACCCAAGCACUUGCAACAAGACAGUCAAUCUCUGGGACAGGAAUAACCCUGGGAUGCAAGGCAAAUCAGGACCUGGCAAUGCCAACAAUGUACCCAACAACCAUCAUCAUCAUCCCCACCAUAACCAGCCUCCCGUGCAGGCUCACAGCCAUGGAGGGCCAAACUCAAACAAUAAUAACAUUUCCCCUGAUAACGCUGGCCCACAUCAAACGGGACCGCCUCACAAUAGAACAACCCUCAUGAAUCCAGGAUGGAGUGAGAUGACAAAUGUCCAUUCAAAACCUGAGCCCUCAUGGGGGGAGCCAGCCACCCCUGCAGCAAGUGUGGACAAUGGCACUUCAGCAUGGGGCAAACCCCCAGGUGGUUGUGGCAGCUGGGGUGAUAAUGGCCCUGAGGUCUAUGGUCGAGGCAACGGACCCCCUGGAUCUGCCCCCUGCAAACCUGCCCCAAAAUCUAUGCAAGAUGGCUGGGGAGGUGGUGAGGACAUGGGCCUGUCUGCAGGGCAGUGGGAGCAGGAUGAGAGUGACAUGUGGAACAGCACUGCAUCUCAGGAGAGCAACUCCUCCUGCAGUUCCUGGGGCAACCCACCCAAAAAGGGCCCACCAAAGGGAAAAGUCCCAAAUAAACAGGAUGAUACCUGGAUAAUGAAUCGUCUCAUCAAGCAGCUGACUGACAUGGGCUUCCCUAGAGACCCUGCAGAAGAGGCUCUCAAGAGCAACAACAUGAACUUGGAUCAGGCCAUGAGCGCCCUUUUGGAGAAGAAGACCGAACUAGAUAAACGGGGGAUGGGAAUCUCUGACUACAACAACGGCUUAGUCAAUAAACCAAUGGGAUGCAGGCCUUCAGUCAUCUCCAAAGAAUCCUCUUCAGAUCGCCCCCCCUUCUUGGACAAGGAUGCUGGGCUAGCAGAUGAUGCCCAAACCUCACCGUUUAUGCCUUCUCCGAGCCUGAAGCUCCCAUUGGGUAGUGCUGCACUCCCUGGCCAGAGUCUUGGAGUUGCAAUGCAAAACUUGAAUAAUAGACAGAUGCAGAGUGGAGUGUUUGGUAGUAGCGGAGCAGCACAAGCCCGGGCCCUGCAGCAGCAGCCUCCUCCCCAGCCGUCAGUGCCACCUCUCAACUCGUCCCAGCCUAGUCUACGCGCUCAAGUGCCUCAGUUUCUCAGCCCUCAGGUUCAAGCACAGCUUUUACAGUUUGCAGCAAAAAACAUUGGUCUCAACCCUGCACUUUUAACCUCACCAAUAAACCCUCAGCAUAUGACCCUGUUGAACCAACUUUAUCAGCUGCAACUGGCGUACCAGCGUUUACAAAUUCAGCAGCAGAUGUUGCAGGCACAGCGCAGUGUUUCUGGCCCCAUCCGUCAGCAAGAGCAGCAAGUUGCACGUACAAUCAAUAACAUGCAGCAACAGAUCCAGCAGCACCAGCGGCAGCUGGCUCAGGCUCUGCUGAUGAAACAACAGCAGCAGCAGCCACCCCCCUCACACCCGGGCCUGCAUCCCAGCAUAGGCAAAUCAGCUCUGGACACAUUUCCAUCCCAUCCCCAGGUCUCCAGCCUCUCUGUUUCCGACCUUCAGACCAAAGAGCCACAGUCUUCUCCAAACUCCUUCUCACCCUACCCUAUUUCUGGAUUGAACCCCAACAUGAAUGUAAACUGCAUGGAGGUGGGUGGCCUCUCCAUUAAGGACUCUCCUCAGCCUCAGUCACGCCUAUCACAGUGGACACACCCUAACUCCAUGGAGAAUCUAUCUGGCAACUCCUCUCCUAUGGAGCCCAAUUUCAGCAAGCAUGGUGCCAUCUCUGCAGGCCCCAAUCUGGGUCCCCCUAGUAAGCCCCAGCUGGACGACUCCUACAGUCCCUACAAUCUGAUUUCAAGCUCCGAGUCUCCUGCCAGCCCUCUGGCACCUCAUGAUAGCUGGGGCCAGGGAAAGAACAACAAUGACAAGAUCUCCAAUGGGACUAAUGUCAACUGGCCUCCAGAGUUUUGUCCAGGAGUGCCCUGGAAAGGACUGCAGAAUAUUGACCCUGAGACUGACCCCAAUGUAACUCCAGGGAGUGUUCCCAGUGGGCCCACCAUCAACACCAACAUUCAGGAUGUUAACCGCUACCUGCUGAGAGACAGGAGUGGAGGUUCCACCCCAACUUCCUCACAGGGUGAGGCUGUGCCUCCCUCCAGCGAUUGGCCAGUCACUAGCUCUUUCAGUCUGUCCUCCCCCGAGGCAGACAGCACAGGCAAGCUAUCUGACAUGAAGUCCACUUGGUCCCCAGGGCCCAUCUCACACACCCAGCCUUCUCUCUCUCAUGAGCUUUGGAAAGUUCCACAAGGACCCCGGAACACAACAGCUCCCACACGGCCACCUCCGGGCCUGACCAACACCAAGCCCUCGUCCACGUGGGGCGGAAACACCCUGGGCCUCGUGGCUGGCUGGAGCAGCUCCUACUCCUCAGUAGGUACCACAUGGAGUACAGACAGCUCCAGCAGGAGCACUAGCUGGUUGGUUUUGAGAAACCUCACACCUCAGAUUGAUGGCUCAACACUGCGGACACUGUGCAUGCAGCACGGCCCGCUAAUCACAUUCCACCUCAACCUGACACAGGGCAAUGCCGUGGUGCGCUACAGUUCUAAAGAGGAGGCUGCCAAAGCCCAGAAGUCCCUACACAUGUGUGUUCUGGGAAACACCACUAUACUGGCAGAGUUUGCUGGAGAAGAGGAGGUGAACCGCUUCUUUGCACAGGGUCAGUCCCUUACGCCCACCACCAGCUGGCAGGCCAACCCCGGCACCAAUCAAACUCGGCUGGGAGGCGGAGGGACGGCGGCCACACACCCCAUCGGCCACUGGAACAGCAGCAGUCUGGGAGGAGGAGGAGCAGGCGGGACAGGGUCCGGCGGUAAGGCAAGCAACGAGCUGCUGUGGGGGGGCGUACCGCAGUACUCCAGCCUGUGGGGCCCGCCCAGCGCGGAGGACGGUCGAGUGGUCGGCAGCCCCACCCCAAUCAAUACGCUGCUUCCUGGAGACCUGCUGAGCGGAGAGUCCAUGUGAGAGCGCCAAGCGCUCAACACCCUACCGCAGCGAAAUAUGAAACUUCACGAGCAAAAACCAAGCAAAUCAUUUGGCGAUAAUCAACGUCAGUAGAACUGUGAAAAACCAAGAGACAGGAGGCUCAGGCCACACUUGCUUAGAGGCUGCUGACCUUCUUCCUCUACUUUUUUUGUUUUGUUUUGUGACUUUUCAUCUGUGUUCUUUUGAUCAUUAGGCUUGGAUUACAGUAUUCUAUAGACUUCUUACGAAGAUCCGUGACUAAAAGAGAAGUGAACCUUUACAGAAACGUUUCUCUAUUAACUGAUACCAGUGUAAAAGUGUAUUUUACUACAAACCGAUGAGACAAGCUGCCAUUGUUUUAAAUUCCUCUGGCACGAGUACAUCUUGUCAGCCCUAUCACAGCAUAUUGCCCUCUCCCCGAAGAAAUAUGCGUCAUUCCAAACUAAUUCACUCCCUGUGUUUUGGACUGGCUUUUUUUUUUUUUUUUCUUCAUUUGUCCUUUGGAUCGUUUGGAUUAAUUAACAGCACUAAACUUUAGCCUUAACUGCUGAUCAGUCCCACUCCACUUGUACUCUGAAGAAACAUCUUGAGAAUUGCACAUUUUCUCAUCUCUGAGCCAGGACUGUCAUGGGUUCGAUCUCAGCUGCAGCAUUUGUCCUCCUUGUUUCCCUCGAUUGCCAUCCUGUCCUCAUUACUCUCAAAAGGACAGACAUGUAUAUGACCCCUCUGCACAUUUGAGGCAUUUAUUCUUAAGCUGAGAGGACAUGUGGACAGCUGAGGAAUAUAUUAACCACUUCUCACAAAAAAAAAAAACUGUACAGGAAACACUUUUUCAGAUGGACUACUUUCAUUUUCCUAAAUGACCUCGGUCCUCAUUGUCGUUCGUCUGACGUGCAAUAUAUGCCACAGACUCUUCCGUCCAUCUUUACGCAGUGCUUUUUUGCCGGCGGAAAGGUCGGAGCUCAUCUGGGGACGGGAGGGAUCAAAGACUCGUCUCCAGCCCACCAAGCAUGGGACUGAACAGAAGAGGACUCUGUCAGUGUGUAAGCCCAUGGUGAUGAAACAUUCACUAGCACUUCCUCUACACACUCAAGGACAAGUGUGACUACAGGGGCAACAGGGGCUUCAAACCAAAUAAGAGGUGUUUCUUUGUAACCCAGUAGACAAAGUGCUUUUUUUUUUUUUUUUUCGUUGUUGUUGUAUUUGGUACAAAAGUAUGGAACAAAGAAGGUGUGGUUUCUUCAUAGCACUUAGCAAGAGCGUCAAGCUCCGACUUUAAUGCCAACAAAUCACACGUGUACGUGUGAAACUGACAAAAAGCGACGAUGAAAAGCAAUCUACCGAACUUCUCCUCCAUGCUUCUUUUUGAACUCUAAACGGAUUUUGCCGUUUCAUUUCUUCUUCGUCUUUCCACAGUCUUUCAACUUUGAAAUCAGACAUUUCAAAAAUGGUAGCAAAACGAAGGGAUGUCUGAUGAGGAAAAAAAACACCACAACAAGACUGAAACGUUUACGUGUUUUUUCUUUCAGAUGAUAUAUAUCAAAGUAAAUAUCACUGUUACAGUACUCCAAAAUCAUUAGCCUUUUUGUCUGGAGAUGCUAGACGUGUUGUAAUGUUUCUAAUGGAUUCUGUGGGGCCCCCUGCCCUGGUGGCCCUGCCUACCUGUAUGAUAAGUGUGGCCAUUGAGUGCCUAUCUGCUGUGGCGCCUCGGGUGCCCACGCUCUGACUUUUGACCCGCUGUGCCAGGCCGGUGCACCAGAUGCCAGAACGGACCUGCCUGGGCCGGAGCAGUGGCUCCUUCAGACCUGGCUAAUCAGUACGUACUACUACUGCGCCAGCACUCGACCUCGUCUCAACUUCACUCUCAUAGACUCUCUCUCUCCUUCUCAUGCAAAGAUCACUUUAGCUGGAAGUGGACAGGUUCGUUUCAAGUACUUUUUACGAUCAAUUGGGUUUUUCCCUUCUGGAAUUGCCAGUGUUGUUUUUUUGUUUCGUUUUUUUUUUUUUGGUCAACAUUGCUGUUGUUAUCGUCGUUGCUGUUGUUGAUGUUAUAUCGUUCUUUUGCGCUUUUUUGUUUUUUGGUUUGUGUGUGUCAAUGCAGUGGUCUCUAUGGUAGCUGCUCUCACCAGCCCCUCUUGCUGCGCAUAUGCAGAAAACACUCUGAUUAAGAGGCACACCUCAGCGUAAACCUUGGCGAUUGAAAAAUAUGGAAUCACUUGUAGUGACGGAAAUGGAUUGUUUUCAGUCGUGCGUUUAAGGCCGGAGCGCACUUUUAAGGCAUGACGAAGAGUAGGUUGAUGGUGCUCAGUUUGUCUUCUGCCUCUCCUCUAAACUUUCCUCCGCUCCGGCGUCAGAGGCCUGCCAGGCCACACGCUCACACUGGUGCUUACGACAAAGGGCAGACAGAGUACACUACUUUACCUGGUCGCCUCUUCUCACAGUAAUAAAAGCAAACGAUAACGGAGACUCUGCUCUCCACUUCUAUGCAAAGACCGACCGAGAGGUGCAGUUCACGGCCUUCAGCUUCAAUCUGUAGUUCUCUCCAAGCCCACUCUUCAGCUUACCAGGAAGAUCAUGAGAAGGCAGCUUCCUUACGGUGUGGCCUAAAGAAAGAAACCGGCCCGCUUCAUUUGAACUGAUUACCAGGCCCUCACUGUUUACUCUCUGAAUGAUCUCUUACAUUAUGUACAUGCAGUCUCAGGGCAGCCUCAGAGAACCCCAAACUGUUUAUCGUUACAAGCGGGGCGUAGUCGUGCAUUAUCGCAUUAUCCGAUGUGGCUUUAAAGAUGCUAAAUGGGUGGGCGAGUGGACUCGGAGAAGGAUUCGCAGAGGAAGUCCCUCUGUUUUUUCAGAUCCUAAUGUUCCUAUUCUCAACCGUAGACUUAACCUAGACAUGAAUCUAUCAGAGUGGGAUUCCUUAUUUCUUGAAAUGUGUUUUGAUGUUUGGUUUUGUAAAGAGCACAUGGAGAUGGAGAGGUAGAAUGCAGGUUGGCACCAAGACAGACGGGUAGCACCUUGUCCCAGGUAUCAAAUAUAUACGCCUGGGAGGACUGCUGAGAAUUAAACAGGGAAUCCAGAAUGUUUAGGUGCACUGUAGAUGGUUCACAUUUGGGUACAUCUUUUUUUAAAACCAAAAAAGGUUUUUUGUCGCAUUAUUAUUAAUGUUAUUGUUGAAAAAGGAAACUUUAAAUCUGUAGUACACUCUUUGACUGAAGUGCUUCUCUCUGCAAGCCUUUGACGCCCUGAUGUGGCGGACAGAUGACUCUGGGGUUGCUGUAUUGAUGGUAUUAUAUUCUGUCCCGACCCGAUACUAGGGGAACGGUACAGAUUAUUUUUUAUUUCGUUUUAUUUUUUAAACAGGUCCAGGUCCACAUGGACCUAUUGUAUCAGGAGGCCUGGGGCACAUGCCAGUUGAUACCAAGUCUUAAAAGGGGAAAAUCCCUUUCUGGAAGAAAUUUUCUUCUUCUUCUUCUUCUUCUUGUUUUUUUUUUUUUUUUUUUUUUUUUUUUUUUUUUUUUUUUUUACUUCACACUCGAGUGACACUAGCAACAAUCACUAUUGCCUGUUUUUGAAGAUAUAUAUAUAUAUAUAUAUAUAUAUAUAUAUAUAUAUAUAUAUAUUUAACUGCCUUUCUCUAAGCUGUACUCGAGACCACAGAUUGAAAAAGAAAAAAAAAAAAGAAAAAAAAAAACGACCAUCCAAAACUUGUUUAAAAUCCAGAGGAAUGCCUGUCAGGCUAGCUAGCUAGCUAAAAAAGUGGCCAGUCCUCCACUGUGGGCAUACUGAGUCUUAUCUGUAGGACUAAUGUACCCCAGCUCCACAAGAUCGGCUCAGAUGCAACUUUGUGUAGAUAAGAAGUCCGCUUCAAUCGUACAAAAUAACAGGGCCUGGGUGGAGAUGAGCUCUAAGAAAAUCAAAUCCUCUUUCUUAGGGCCCUGGCUAGAAUAUGCACAUGCUGGUUGAUAUACAUGUACAUCUGAAAUCCUGUGUAUGUAUAUAACUGGUUGUAAUUUUUAUUUUUAUUUUUUCCAUUUACUUUUCAUUUUUUUCAGGCCUGAGUAACCCCGUUUCCUUCUCUCCAUGAAUUUACCUAGAUGAUAAACGCAUAAACAUAUCAAAAUUAUACAAAUGAAAAAACACAAAUACUUGAAUCAAAAGAAGCGCCAAUAAUGUAAUGUGAAAAUUUUUGUAAUAAUUUUGUCAUUCAUACACUUCCAAGCUUUUUGAUAACAUCAGUUCAAACUGAACGAGAAAAAAAAACGUAGUUAAAAAAAAAAAAAAAAAAAAAUUAAAAAACAAAGAUAAGAAAAAAAAAAAGCAAAACGACAUCGGUUGUAUGUGAGUGUUUGCACAAGGUUGCGUGUACUGUAUGACGGACGAAUGCGUUUGUUUGCCUGUGUGUGAGUUCAAACCAAUGUAUGCUAGUGAUUACAGUGGAUUUGUUUUCGCCUUUGUUUCAUCUUAGUGUUUUUUUUGUUUGUUUGUUUGUUUUUUUUUUUUGUCUGUCUUUUGUUCGCUAGUCAAAAAUAUAUUCGGAUGUGUAUUGUUAUUGUAUUUGUUAUUAGCUUUGUUAUUAGAGUUGCACUGAGUGUCUGCUUCCCCUCAUUCAGCUAAUCGUACAACAUGAUAUUAAAGUACUAAGGGGACAAGGUGACAAUUCAUGUGUUAAUGUUUACUCAAGGACUUAUUGAGAAAUAUAACAAGUGUGUUUUUUAUCUGUAAUACGAUUAUCUACCUUAUAGUGGCUUUUAUUGUGGAAUAAUCCAUGAUAAAGAAAUGGAUUAUUUUGAGUAUUGCACCAUUUUUUUGUUUUCAGAUUAUAAACAGAAAAAAUGCAAAAUACUACAAAAAAAAAGUAUAUGAAUAUGAAAUGUGGGGAAAAAUCUUUUUGAAGAACUGUGGCCAUAGAUUGAUUUAGAGGGACUUGUAACUCCCCAUGUUACACCAUGAUGAGCUGGAUAGACAUCUGGAGAAGAGUUUCUUACAAGACUCAUUUCAGAGGUGCCUACCUUUCUGGUUUGCUAUUUUUUUUUUUUUUUUUUAUUGUUAAUGUUAAUUUCUGUUCUAGUUUUUGUUCACUAUCUUUGUGCAAGGCCACCAACAGUUUACAAACAUUUCAUGUUUUUCUGAAGUUAAAGGAAAAAAUGUUGCGAUGGGAUUGUCAUGAGAAGAGAAAAGAAAGAAAAUCCUAAAGGACAUAUACUUCCAUCAAAUGAAUAACAAAAACACUUUACAGAAUGAAGAUUAUUGUGCUACUUGGAGAACUCUGGGAUUGAUCAGUGUUGUCAUGUUUUUGUUUUUAUUUAUGUUGGCAAUGUUACUUACAUAGAUUAUCAAAGCCUGUAUUUUUUUUUUUUUUUUUUUUUUUUUGGAAAGCAAAAAAAAUCCUUUUUUUUUUUUUAAAAAGAGAGAAAAGAAGACAUAGUUGUUCACUAUCUUGCACACACAAAAAAGUGGAUCAUGUCUCAGGAAGGCAAGGGUUCCAGAGUACCAACUCCACGCCAUUUAAUGUUUGUUUUUAGAGAAAGAGGAUAACGGAGAGAAAAAAAAAAAAAAAAAAAAAAAACAUAAGCACUGAAGGUUAUGGAUUUCAGAAGAAGAAAAUACCUUUGUUUCUAAAUCCGUAGCAGUUACAUAUUUACCAAAUAAUGAACUCUUAAUGAACUUUAAAAGGAGUGCUUUAUAUAUAAAUCUAUAUAUUGAAAUUGCUUUACAUUUUAAACAAAAUGAUCAAUGAUUUUGAUUGUUCAAAAGACGGUGAAAGAACAUACAAAUGCUGUAUGUUUGAAUCUUUAUUGUAUUUUCUUAACAUGAGGUCCCUUCCUGUUGAAAUCAGGACCAUUGUGCAUUACUAUUUCUUUCCUCUUUGUCAUUCUGUCUCUUGUGGCGGGUAUUACAUGAUGAGAACUAAAAACGAGGGGUUGGGGGCAGGGUUUCUGUAUCAAUUUGAUUGAUUUAAAGAGAAAAAAAAAAGCUGGUUUUUACGGAUCAUGAUCUAUGCACAAGGGGGGUGGGGUUCUUAAAGCCUCUGUGACCCAUCUCUCAUUGGGAUUAGAGGGAUUCUUUUUUGUGUGUCCUUUUAUUGUGCUCAUAUGCUCUGUUGUCUCCCUCCCCCACCGACCCCAUCUUACUUCCCAUUUUUCAUGUUUCUUACAUACAGUACAUCGCCAUGCUGUGUAUUCCUAAACCAAUGAACGUCUCAUUCUGAAGCACUGUGGGGUUUUUUUUUGUAGCCCAUGACUUUCAAGGUUGUCUGUGUUCUUUGUGUGAGUGAGUGUUACUGGGAUGAGUGUGGAUGGAGAUACUGGGUUGCUUUUGCCUUUUGAUUUUAAAUGUUAAGGAAUAUGUCUGUACUGAGAUUUUAAGAAGUCAGUGGCUUUUAAUGUUUUUGUUUGUUUUCUCUCUUUUUCUCUUUCCUCAUAGAAUGUGAUUGUUGACAUGCACCGAAAAAAAUGUUUUGAACUAUGGAGCUUCUUUCAAACAAUUAAUAAAUUGCAUUUUUGUUCUUGGCUGUAA
Messenger RNA from Ctenopharyngodon idella (grass carp), 13314 nucleotides. It is a transcript of the gene tnrc6c1, whose product is annotated as trinucleotide repeat containing adaptor 6C1. Lineage: Eukaryota; Metazoa; Chordata; Actinopteri; Cypriniformes; Xenocyprididae. The transcript is spliced from 20 exons. Gene Ontology annotation, biological process: miRNA-mediated post-transcriptional gene silencing; positive regulation of nuclear-transcribed mRNA poly(A) tail shortening. Gene Ontology annotation, cellular component: P-body; nucleoplasm. Bases 1612 to 6798 code for a protein of 1728 amino acids. The record is from RefSeq and is a predicted model, not a curated record. Gene Ontology annotation, molecular function: protein binding; RNA binding.